Molecule: messenger RNA, 7675 nt
Organism: Nannospalax galili (Upper Galilee mountains blind mole rat)
Lineage: Eukaryota; Metazoa; Chordata; Mammalia; Rodentia; Spalacidae
Gene: Bbx
Product: BBX high mobility group box domain containing
Exons: 18
Coding region: 426-3251 (941 amino acids)
Biological process (GO): regulation of transcription by RNA polymerase II
Cellular component (GO): nucleus
Molecular function (GO): RNA polymerase II transcription regulatory region sequence-specific DNA binding; DNA-binding transcription factor activity, RNA polymerase II-specific
Source: RefSeq, a predicted model, not a curated record
CAUGUACUGUAUGUGGAGCAGUGUACAGUGGAGCGGAGGCAGAGCGGCUCCGCGAGCUCCUCUCCACUUUCCCAUAGAGAAGCCCUGACUGGCCGCUGAGGGCGAGCCACACACACGCCCUCACGCCCCGGCGAGCCCGCGAGGUAGGCGCCCCCAGUCCGCAGCCCUGCCGGGGCGCUCUCCCCGCACUUUCUCUUUUCCUACUCACUUGCGAGCCGCCGGGCUGCAGCCCCAAGGACUCCGCGGCAGGAGCAGCGGCGGCGGCAGCCGGUCACUAUCAUAUGACAAAGGCUCUGCUGCAGCUCAUCAUCCUUCCUGUGUUCUUCCCAUUUACCUUCCUGGAAUCCUGCUACAUCACAGAAGCCAGAGGUUCUGAUGUUCCAUUGAAAUCACAAUGGAAAAUCUUGACUUGACUGGUCACAGUAAUGAAAGGAAAUAAUAGAAAUAAAGAUCAUUCAGCAGAAGGAGAAGAGGCUGGAAAACGACCCAAACGAAAGUGUCUUCAGUGGCAUCCAUUGCUAGCCAAAAAACUUCUCGACUUUUCAGAAGAGGAAGAAGACGACGACGAAGAGGAAGAUAUUGACAAAGUUCACCUUUUUGGGGCCGAUGGCCCAGAGCAAGAUGUUGGUGAGACUGAAGAUGAUGAAUCACCAGAACAGCGUGCCCGGAGACCAAUGAACGCAUUUCUUUUAUUUUGCAAGCGCCAUCGCUCCCUUGUCCGGCAGGAACAUCCUAGGCUUGAUAACCGAGGUGCUACCAAGAUACUAGCUGAUUGGUGGGCUGUUCUUGAUCCAAAGGAAAAGCAGAAAUAUACAGACAUGGCCAAGGAGUAUAAAGAUGCAUUUAUGAAAGCAAAUCCUGGCUACAAAUGGUGUCCUACUACAAACAAGCCCGUGAAAUCACCAACAUCCACUGUCAAUCCACGAAAGAAACUUUGGGCAUUCCCAUCUGACUCUUCAAGAGACUUGCCAACCCCCAAGAAAGCAAAGACUGAAGAAAUUCCUCAGCUUAACUUUGGAAUGGCUGAUCCUACUCAGAUGGGAGGCCUGAGCAUGCUGCUGUUAGCUGGAGAACAUGCUCUUGGCUCGCCAGAGAUAUCCUCUGGGACUUGCAGGCCUGAUGUUCCAGAGUCACCUGAGUUGCGUCAGAAGUCACCAUUGUUUCAGUUUGCUGAGAUAUCUUCAAGUACAUCCCACCCUGAUGCUCCUACAAAACCACAAUGUCAAACAUCGGCCUUGUUUCAGUUUGCAGAGAUCUCUUCAAACACCUCACAGUUGGAUGGUGCUGAGCCUGCAAAACGCUGUGGAAAGUCUGCACUCUUUCAACUGGCAGAGAUGUGCCUGGCAUCAGAGGGGGUGAAAAUGGAAGAAACAAAACAAAUUAAAGCAAAAGAAUCAGAUGUUGGAAGAAUUAAAGAACUAGAGAAAGGGAAGGAAGAAAGAGAAAUAAAAAUGGAGAAAACAGAUGAAGUCGGGUUACCAAAGGAAGCAGAAUUUGAGAAAUCAGCUAAAGAAAAUGGAAGAGAGUCUAAGGACUUAAGAAAUUUUGAGGAGCUACAAAUGGAUAAUGUAAUGGCUAUAAAAAUGGAAGACCCCAAAGAAAUUAGAAAGGAAGAAUUAGAGGAAGACCAAAAAUAUAGUCACUUCUCUGAUUUUUCUUACUCUGCCAGUAGCAAGAUAAUAAUCAGCGAUGUUCCCAGUAGAAAGGACCACAUGUGCCACCCUCAUGGAGUUAUGAUCAUUGAGGAUCCCUCCGCACUGAACAAACCAGAAAAGACAAAAAAGAAAAAGAAGAAAAGCAAAAUGGAUCGGCAUGGAAACGAUAAAUCUACACCCAAGAAGCCUUGCAAGAAGAGGCAAUCUUCAGAAUCCGAUAUUGAGAGCGUCAUGUACACCAUUGAAGCUGUUGCAAAAGGAGACUGGGGUGCCGACAAACUCGGAGAAACCCCAAGAAAGAAGGUCCGCACGUCCUCGGGUGGCAAGGGAAGCAUUUUGGAUGCUAAGCCACCAAAGAAAAAAGUGAAAUCAAGAGAGAAGAAGAUAUCAAAGGAGAAGUGCUCAGACAUCACCAAAGAGUCAAGACCUCCGGAUUUCCUUGGUAUUUCUGCCAGCAAGAGCAUUUCUGGUGAGGUGCCAGAGGGUAUAAAAGCAGAGCCAUUGACCCCCACCGAGGAUGCACUGCCACCCAGCCUGUCGGGACAGGCCAAACCCGAGGACAGUGACUGUCACAGAAAAAUAGAGACCUGUGGCUCCAGAAAAUCGGAGAGGUCUUGCAAAGGUGCUCUUUAUAAAACCCUGGUGUCUGAGGGCAUGCUCACGUCUCUGCGAGCUAAUGUUGACAGAGGUAAACGAAGCUCAGGAAAAGGAAAUUCCUCUGAUCAUGAAGGGUGUUGGAGUGAAGAGAGCUGGACGUUUAAUCAGAGUGGGACCAGUGGGAGCAAGAAGUUCAAGAAGACCAAGCUAAGAGAAGACUCUCUUCUUGGCUCUGCAAAGCUGGAUGAAGAAUUUGAAAAGAAAUUCAACAGCCUCCCCCAAUACAGUCCUAUUGCAUUUGACCGGAAAUGUGUAUCUAUCCCAAGGAAAAAGAAGAAGACUGGAAACAUGUCCUCAGAACCUACCAAAACCAGCAAAGGUCCUUUCCAGUCUCAGAAAAAGAACUUAUUCCACAAAAUUGUCAGCAAAUAUAAGCACAAAAAGGAGAAGCCUAAUGCUCCAGAAAAAGGAAGUGGGGAUAAAUGGUCGCACAAGCAAUUCUUCUUGGAUGCCAUUCACCCUACAGAAGCCAUAUUUUCAGAAGAUAAAAUCACCACAGAGCCUGCUCAUAAGGUUAAAAAUGCCCUAUCCAUUCCCGUCACUUCAGAGCCAACAACAAUGCAAGAACCUUUGGUGGGCAGUCAAAAGAGAAAAGCAAGGAAAACCAAGAUCACACACCUUGUCAGAACAGCAGAUGGCCGGGUAUCACCAGCAGGAGGUACUUUGGAUGACAAACCAAAGGAACAACGGCAGAGGAGUCUCCCUAAAGCACCUGAAACAGACCGCAGUGAUUGCUCACACAGUGCUGAGGUGGAGGAAUCACGGAGCCAUACUCCAGAAAUGCCUGCCGUGUCUGCGUUCUUUAGCCUUGCAGCCCUGGCUGAGGUGGCGGCCAUGGAGAAUGUGCACAGAGGUCAGAGGUCAACUCCGCUCACCCAUGACGGACAGCCAAAAGAAAUGCCACAGGCUCCUGUACUUAUUUCUUGCGCCGACCAGUGAAGCGCCCUUUAAUUGUAAAACAUUGUGCUUUACCUACUACCCUAGCCUUGUCUUUACCAAGGGAUGCUAGCGAGUUCAUGUGGUGGGAAAUGCAGACUGCAAACAAGUGUUUGUUGCCCCACACAGCCCAGAUUCACUUGAAGCAGAACUUUGCGUCCUGGGCCCAUCUGUUGUUUCGUAAGCCAGAAUCUUUGAGGGCUGUGUUACCUGUGUGAUACUGAGUGGAAGCAGUGACCUGGAGCUUUGCUUUCCAUGAAUGGCUUUUGGUGGUAACCAGUGGUAACUCGGUAAAAGGCUGCCUUCAGUAUAGCUCAUCCAGCAUCUCUUUUACCAACCAGAGAGUGUGAAACUAGUUUCAUAUAUUACCUAGUUAUUCUUUCAAAACAAAAACAAAAAACAAAAAAACUGACGCACUGCACUAGUUAUUAUUAGAUAUUCUUAGUCUUUUUUGUACAUGGAGAUUUAAGUUCUAAGAUGGUUUAUAUAAUAGGUUAUACCUACAUUUAUAUUGUAGAAUAAAUAUUAAAAAGCCUGUACCAGAGACUCCCAAGCAGCAUGGUCAGGCAGACGUACCAUUGUUAGCGGUGUAUGCUCGGCCUUGUGGUCCAUAUAUUCUGCACUUUUAUAUUUGCCACCAGAGUGGUAGUUUGCUGACAGAGAGAGAGAGAGAGAGAGAGAGAGAGAGAGAGAGAGAGAGGAGAUUGAUUGAGAAAGAGAAUAUUAACAAUUCUUACAAUCUGAAUUUUUUCUUAGCCUUGAGUGACCAAGAAGAAUUUGCUUGGGGCAAAUUGUGGCAAAUAUUUUCCCAGACAGGGGAAGCAUCCUGCAGAUUACAGAUUACUGAUGUUUUCAUGCCUUGAGGAUUCUUUUAUUUUUACACAGGGGUCUAAGUGACCAAUGGAUCGUUCAUACAAACAAACAAAAAAAGACAAAAAUAUUAUUCAGAAGUGACCUUAGUAUUACUUCACUAUUCUAAACACAUUGAAGACACUCACUUCAAGUGGACUUGCAGCUUCAGACCUUUUCCAUCCAUCACAGACUGGACGGGUUGCGAUUGCUAUGCACGGCCUAAUUGGCAUUGCAGGUUGUAGAGCCAUUUCGAGUUUGUAUUGUUUAGGAGGUUUUAAGUAAAUGAUGAGGGAGGUGUGUCUGAAGUACAUCUCUCAGUCAGAGCCACCUGCAAGUUUCUGUUUCCUUUUUAUAUUUUUUUCUUUCUUUUUACUUUUAAGUAUAAAACCAACCAUAUGCCAGUGCCAAGUGGAUUAACUGGCUUAGAACAUUCAACAUAUUGACUUAACCACCUGACGUUCACAGUGUCUUGUUUCCUAGCAACAGAUGCAAAGUGAUAAAUCAAAAUUAAUCUGAGGCUACAGAUUUUACAGGGUAUUUGUUCCAUAGCACAAAGUAUUUCCCUACUCUUACAUCACAGCACAAACUACCAAAUUUUAAUUUUUGGAUUCCAGCAAUAAUUUUUAAUGAUUUUCAAACUGGUGGAGUUUUGAUAGUAUUAGUUGGAGUUUGAAGCUUUUGAAUUAGAUCUCUAAAUGGUGACAGUUUACAUGGUUUUAUCUAGCUUUCUUAUUUAUACUUGACUGAAUUGUAAUGAUGAUGAUUUUUUUUUCUAAUUGUAAUUUGACCUUAUGGCCAUAUAAAAAUGAUUGUAUUAAUACUGUCUAGGCUUAGCUUCUGUGGUUGUAGAUAUUACUUCAGUUUCGGUGCUGGAAGAUAUGUACAACAUACUAACAGGAUUGAAAAAGAUACAGAGGGUUUGUUUUUGUUUUGUUGUUGUUGUUUUUCCAAAGCAGGUAGGGAGGGCAGCAGAUAUUAGAAUUGUGUCCUCAAAAAUAAUAUUCAUUGUGGAGAUGGAGGGAGCAGGACUUAGAAAAAUAGUGAAUCAGUAGGUACAGCUUAACCCCAUUCACAUAGAGAUAAGUCAAGUGAACAGUCCCAGAUUUUAGCAUACUAUUUUUACUAUGAUGCUAUUUUAAUAGUAUUUUCUAAAUUUUAAAACAAAAAAGUGAAUGUUUGAAAAUUGCUGGGUCCUGAUAUUGGUGGCUGUUGGAGUUUUGGACCACUUGCUAGCAGUGAUUUAAAAAUGAAAUUAGCUGAAACCCAAAAAUAAUAAUAAAGGUAGAAAACCAACAAUUGUAUGGUGCAGAACAUGCAUCUUGACAAUGGUACUAACUUGUUACUCUCUAGAACACAUUAGAAUAGAUCUGUUUUUGCCAGAGCACCCUCCUUCAGUCCUCCAAGUACAUUUCACUAGAGUUCCUUAAGAGAUUGCUGUAUAUUCCUGGGACCUUUUUUUAAAAAGAAGCGAAACAAAAGAUUACUUUUUUCUAUGUGAUUCAUAUCUUACUUGAUCUGUUUUUUUCCUAAACCUCAGUGGCUUUUCCCUUAGGCAGGAUGGGAGGGUGGGGGCAACAUACUAGAUAUGACUUUUUUCAGAUACUUUAAAACCAACCUUUUUGUAGAAAUGCUUAAUUUUUAGGCCGUUAGGCACCAAGGGUGGCACACUCCUGCAUAUAGCUUUGCUGUUCCCUAGGCCCCGACUCUGUCUGCUCUAUCAGCUGGCAGCGAGGUCUGGAUGGCAGUGUCCUGCCUCUCACUCCUGCAUCUACUGGAAGUAGGUGUUGGCAUUGUCAGGAAACAUUUGUUAGCACAAAUAUUUCAGUCCUAUAUGUUGUACCCCCCAUUAUCAUCAUCAUCCUCAUUUUGAAAGUUCAUAUUGCUAUGGUCUGUACCUGUCAGCAAACACUAUCCACACUAACAUUUGUCUCACAAACCCUCAAGAAAACAAGUUGCUGCACCUUAUGUAUAUCUCAAGCAAACCAAAAUACUAUGUUCUUCUGCUCUGUUAUAUUCUAAAUUGUUGUAUCAUAUCUUUCUGAAACCAUUCUGCAUUUAGUUGAAAUUGUCAAUAUUUAUGCUUUUAACCCUGAUUCCUAGAUUCAAACCUGUACAUAAAUCUUCUUUUAAACAUUGUCUUUGCCCUUCUGUGCAGUGCUGGAAGCAGAAGAUUUCGUCUCAGAUGGAGACGUAGUACUCUUCCAGCUUUCUUUAGCCUUUUAUUUAUUUAGUUAUUCUGGUAUUUCCUAUGUAAUUUUGAAGUGUGUAGAAUAUAUUAUAGUAACUAAAACUGCAGCUUUUAAGAAGCUGAGUGAAAGAAAAAAUACUGUAAGACAUCCUUGAAGUUUGUAUUUGUUUGGUUACUGUAUAUGAGAUCAGGAAAGGGAAAAUGUCCCACAGCCACAUUGGAAAUUAUGAGUUCCUGUCCCUCAGAUUAGGUUACUCUGAUAGUAGAUCAAAACUCUUAAUUCAUUAAACUCCUUUUUGAAGGAUAUUGUAAUUCUAUCAGCCCUUUCCCAACAAGUAUCAGAAACUAUUUCAUUUUAUCAGCUGUUGUUUGGAAGCCACGCUGAAAUAAUCCCCAUGUCGUUGUAGUCUCCUUCCUGCCUCUACAAGUGCUAGAGAAAAGCUGGUGGAACACUAUGAACAAAAGGAACAUCUGGCCAGGUCUGGUGGUUUAGAAUCUGACGUGUUCAGUCCCUGUUGUUUUCUUAUUAGGUCAGAUGUUAUGCUAAGUCAUAAAAAUGUGUUUGCACUCUGCAGUCUUUGGCUCAAUGUAUGGAAGUGUUUGCACCAAUGUAAAAUCUCAAGCAAGUGAGAAUUGCUAUGGAACAGGCAUUAGCUAAAAACUGAAUGGCAUGCUUUGUUUAUAGGCUGGGGUGGGAAAUACUAAAUAGCUCUGUUCCAAGCUUGGCAUUUGAUGUUAAUGUGAAGCAGUGGGACCAUGCUGCCUGCUAAACUACUGUACAAGUCGCAAGUGUUCUGAAGACCAGCAGCUGGAAGCUGGAGGACAGCACGCAUAGACAGAGGAGAAGCACCACCGUUCAUCAGGGGAAAUGAAGAAAUAGGGGAGGCCCGAGUCGAGUCACCGUUUGUAAGAGGAACAUUGGGGUGAACAUGAUGCUGUUGAGAUUCACCUUUGAUUGCACUGCUCCACAGAGCCCUCAGAUAAGGCCAAUCCCCAUGGGCUACCUCGGCUUUAAAAGUUCAUUUCAGCAAGUCCUAUUUCAAAAGUCUGUUUUGCUUCUACCUUCAGUGCCACUAUUUUCCACUGCAGUGUUUUGACUCAACCCACCUUCUCCAGAGAGAACAACAUAUUGCCGAAAAGGACAGUAGAUGCAAAUGCUCUCGUCACAUUUGACCUAUGAAGUAUUCAGAGUGACUGCUAAGUGGACAUUAAAAUUUAGACUUUUCCCACAUAGGUCCUUGUUUUGCACUUUAUACAAAGUGUACUAAUUGCUAAUUAGAUUUUGCUUCUGUUUAUACAGGCGUUCCCAAAGAGUUAGAUUGAACUUGGUUUUAUUUGAGUUUGGGGAUUUUUUUUAGAAGUCUUACUUAGAUUUACUAACAACAUA